AUGUCGGCUCCGAGGUCACCCUACCGCCAGAGCCACAGAUCGUCAACCGAUGGACGAUCACGGCGACGAGAAUCAAACCACCCCAUCAUCCCUCCCGAAAAGGCACGCACUUCCAACUACUCUUCCCGCGGCGGCGAUGAGCUGCCGAGUCACAACGGGCACCUCCACCGAAAACCUCCGCCAGGUAGCAAAGUCAGAGUCAAGCCGUCCGGCGAGAGUGGCCGCAGGGGCUUCCACCCCUUCAAGUUCCUCAAGAUUUCCUGGAAGUCAUCAAGUCGAGCCUCCCUACUCUGCAACUUUCUCUGGCCUUUUGUACCUGCCGCUUUUGCCGUUCGAUACAUCCGACCAAACAACCAUGUCCUCAUCUUCAUCCUCACUUACAUCGCCAUGAUCCCCUGUGCCAACAUGGUUGGUUUCGCCGGCCAGGAGCUUUCCCGGAAAGUCAGCCACGUCUUUGGCGUGCUGAUCGAGACGACCUUUGGGUCCAUUGUCGAAAUCAUCCUCUUCAUGGUACUUCUCGCCGGAGACCAGUUCACCGUUAUCAAAGCUGCCAUCUUGGGAUCCAUCUUGGCAACUAUGCUUCUCUGCUUGGGACUGUGUUUCAUUGCCGGCGGCAUGCGACGAGACGAGGCCGAGUUCAGCGAGGUUGUCAGUGAAGCGGGUAGCGGCUUGCUCCUCACAGCCGGCGUCGCCCUCGCCAUCCCGACCCUCUUCGCCAACUCGCUCGAGAACCAGCUCACGGCCGAAGAACUCGGCAGCAAGACCCGCCACAUCUCCCGCAUCGUGUCCUGCCUCCUCAUCAUCGCCUACGCCGUCUACGUCUACUUCCAAGCCCGCACCCACCACGGAAUCUACGACGCAGUUUUUGAGCACGACGAGCAGCGCGACCGCGACAAGCGCAAGGACAUCAACAAGCCCAAGCUGACGCUGACCGAGUGCCUCGUCGCCCUCGUCAUCUCCAUUACGCUGGUGACGUUCAUGGCCAUCUACCUCGUCGAGCAGAUCGCGCCCAUUGUCGAGAAGCACAACAUCUCGGACCCCUUCAUGGGCCUCAUCCUCGUGCCCUUUGUCGAAAAGGCCGCCGAGCACCUGACGGCCGUCGACGAGGCGUGGGAUAACCAGAUGAACUUUGCGCUCUCGCACGUCCUCGGCGCCACGCUGCAGACGGCGCUCUUCAACGCGCCGCUUGUGGUUAUCGUCGCGUGGGGUCUGCACAAGCACAUGGAUCUCGUCUUUGAGGUGUUUGAUAUCGGCAUGCUCAUCUUGGCUAUCCUGACGGUUGGAAAUUUCUUGAGGGAUCAGAAGAGUAAUUACUUGGAGGGAUUCUUGAGUGUGACGAUUUACGUUGCUAUUGCCGUGGCUGCGUUUUAUUAUCCCACGCUACAUGGCGGUGCUGCUGCGGAAGGGGGAAGUGCGGAAGGGGGCCAUUGA
Molecule: messenger RNA, 1431 nt
Organism: Colletotrichum phormii
Lineage: Eukaryota; Fungi; Ascomycota; Sordariomycetes; Glomerellales; Glomerellaceae
Product: calcium/proton exchanger
Exons: 3
Coding region: 1-1431 (476 amino acids)
Biological process (GO): calcium ion transmembrane transport; intracellular calcium ion homeostasis
Cellular component (GO): fungal-type vacuole membrane
Molecular function (GO): calcium:proton antiporter activity
Source: RefSeq, a predicted model, not a curated record